Messenger RNA from Striga asiatica, 1812 nucleotides. The record is from the annotation of a GenBank genome assembly. Lineage: Eukaryota; Viridiplantae; Streptophyta; Magnoliopsida; Lamiales; Orobanchaceae.
AUGCGACUGAUCGAGAACAUUUGGAGAGAAAUCUCCCGUGUUGCUGCGAAUUUGCGAGAGAGAGAUUUGAUAAUGAGGGAGAGAUCGAUGGAAAUUCUCGAUCUGGUUCUUCCCGAUGAGAAAACGCGUGUGGAGAAAACGAAGGAGAGAGGGCUGAGGGCUUGCAGGAAGCGAAAGAGAUUGGUUAGGCGCAUUAAGAACGAGCAUCACGAUUUAAAACCACUAUCCCGUUUUCUUGAAGAAGUAGAUGAAGACAUACUGUUGGAGAUAUUUGUUCGCCUCCCGAACUAUCGGUCUGCCAUUCUCUUUGCCGCUGUCUGUCACAAGUGGCAGUCUUUAAUUUCGAGGCCACGUUCUAUUAGUAGAUUCAUAUCACAUCAUAAUGAACACAAGGACCGCUAUCCACAACCAUGCACAAUCAUAUUUCAUAGAGCCUAUUAUUUGGGUUAUCUUAACGAGCGCUUUACUCUCCCACAUUUUCAACCAAUUUGCAAGCUUUCUUCACAGGACUCAAUGUUUCUUCGUCAAACAUCAAAUACUGCUACUAAUUAUUUGGACUUCUUGCCUUCGCCAAUGGCCAUAAGAGCAUCCUGCAAUGAUUUAUUGCUUGUCUCCCCUCAUCUCAGCUGUUGGAAACAUCUCUACUACAUUUGCAAUCCAAUAACAAGACAAUUUCAUCGGCUCCCGAAGAUAGCUCCAACUGUUCGGGAUUUGUAUACUGUUGGUCAGGCAUUAAUAUGCAUGCCUGACAACGAAUUUAAGGUCGUUGUUCUUGAUAAGUCUCAUAUGCCGCUUCCAAUUGUGGAAGAAGAUGAAAUAUCUUCCCACCGUGUUUAUAGCGAAGUGAGGAUAUUUUCUUCCAAGACAGGAACGUGGGAAAGUAAAUGCUUGGAGUAUCCGACGACCCGUGACCGAUGGUGGGUUUAUUGGGUAGAAAUGAUUACGUGCCCAAUCUCUGGAGUCGUGUAUUGGUUGGAGCAAGACUAUAAUAUGGAUAGGGUUCUUUCAUUAGACUUGCGAAAUGAAAGUAAAGUCGGUAUUGUAGACUUUCCUGACGAUUAUUGGUGGCACCCGAUGAGUGCAACGGAUGUACGGAAAAGUCAGAAGAGAAGUGGAAUUAAGGGUGAUCACGUCAAAAGUCAGAUUGGGGUUGUGAGUGGUGAAUUGUGGUUGCUACAAUUUGUUUCCACCAUAGUGAAAGGAAUGAUUAAUCUUAAGGUGUGGAGAUUAAAUAAUUGUAGUAAGUGGAUUCUAGUUGAGGACAGAAAAAAUUUGAAAGAUCCCAUCAACGAGGAGGCGGCGGCGGAGGAGUUUGUGGGUGGUUUUACUCAUCCAUUGAAUAAUGAAGCACUCAUUUUGGUGUGGGGUAGAAAUAUUGUUGAAUAUAAAUUAACGGAUGGAACCGUUGAGAUAUUAGGUGUGCUUCAAGAAUACAUUAAUCUUAGUGAGUUUGCGUGGUAUAUGGAUGAGCGUCUUGUGUGCACUCCUAUGAUGCUUCCCACCUGGCCUACGACACUUCCUGCCUCCAAGUCUUUAUAGCUUUUUUUCUUUCUUCUGCUGCUUUUUUUCUUCUUUUUUUUUGGCCAUUACAAGACUGGUUUUUCUGGUGCUCACUGCCAGAAUAGUAUCCGUGUUCUAAGACUUGUGUAUUUCCCGUUUCAAUAUUUAAUAUAUAUUAUUCUUGGGGGUUAUUUUUCUUACAUUUGUUUUCGAGUUUUUUAGGGAUGGAUACACUUCACUUGAAUUGCUAAAUAUGUGCAUUGUAGAUGGAAUUUUCAAAUGAAUCUAACGUUAUAUAUAUAUUGAAUGCCA